UGCACCGCGCUCUCGCAUCCUUGUGCGUGCCGCGUGCGACCAUGGAGAAGCCAAGGUCGUUCGGCGCCGCCGGCUGCGGCCUCCUCCUCUCCCUGCUGGUGAUCGGCUUCGCGCGCCCAUGCCACUCCUCCCUCUACCGCCCGCCGCCGCCCGCCAUUGUCUACCACGCCGGCGCGGUGCUCGACGGCGCCGUGCCGGUCUCCGUCCUCUACUACGGCGCUUUCUCGCCGCACCAGAAGGCCGUCGUGGCCGACUUCCUGCUCUCCCUCUCCCCCCGCGGCCUCCAGCACCAGCAGCACCACGGCUUCGGCUCGCCGGGGCCGGCGCCGGCGCCGUCGGUGGCGCGGUGGUGGGAGACCGUGGACCGGUACGUGCGCAAGGCCGGCCGGGACCCGCCGCGGGUGCUCCUGGCCAGCCAGGUGCACGACGAGGCGUGCUCGCUCGGGAAGACGCUGUCCAGGCUCCAGGUCGAGCGGCUGGCGGCGCGGCUCGGCGUGGCGCCCGGGGGCGUGGCCGUCGUGCUCACGGCCGCCGAUGUCACCGUCGAGGGCCAGUGCAGCAGCGCGUGCGGGGCGCACGGGGCCUCCACGCCGGGCGGCGCCGCGCACGUCUGGGUGGGCAACGCCGCCGCGCAGUGCCCGGGGCGGUGCGCCUGGCCGUUCCACCCGGCGGAGGGCUUCGCGUACGGCGCGCGUCACGCGCCCGGGCGCGGCGCCGGCCGCGGUGGCGAGACGAUGGGCGCGCCCAACGGCGACGUCGGCGUGGACGGCAUGCUGGUGAACCUGGCGGCGAUGCUGGCCGGCGCGGUCACCAACCCGUACGGGCACGGGUUCUUCCAGGGGGACCCCGGGGCGCCGGUGGAGGUGGCGGCCGCGUGCCCGGGCGUCUACGGCCGGGGCGCGUACCCGGGGUACCCCGGCGCGGUGAGGCAGGACAAGGUCACCGGCGCGGGGUACAACGUGGUGGGCAGGAACGGCAGGAAGUACCUCGUGCCGGCGCUGGUCGACCCCGACAACUACUCCUGCAUCAUCUUGUCGUAGGCUCCUAAAUCAGCUGGGGCGGCGAAUGGUUGUUGCUGACAGCGCUUGAACGCUGGUAUCCAUAGUGAUCUUCUAAUGCUGCAUGUAAUUUGAGUCUAGGCGAUGGGCGCCAGCUGAUUAUACUAGGAGUCGCUUAUAUUUGCCAUAUAUGCCACAAACAACGAGAGGACUAAAUGACAAUGAAAAAAUCACAUGCGCACUUGCUUCUAUGGAUCAAUGGGAAACGAUUGUCGUGUGUUAAUGGCAGUU
Messenger RNA from Setaria italica (foxtail millet), 1289 nucleotides. RefSeq names its product protein EXORDIUM. NCBI's taxonomy places the organism in Eukaryota, Viridiplantae, Streptophyta, Magnoliopsida, Poales, Poaceae. The transcript has a single exon. Bases 42 to 1040 code for a protein of 332 amino acids. The record is from RefSeq and is a predicted model, not a curated record.